AUGUACGAAUCACCAAUUAUCGACAAUUCCAAACUAACUACAUUUGAGGUGGAUGGCCUUGGGAAGCUGACAGCAUUGACAAUCUGCAACCGAGACUCUGAAGAGAAAUGCCAUCGCUUAGCAGGAAUUCGCUAUGCAAGACCACCCGUGGGGCAGCUCAGGUGGCGGAAACCUGAAGGCUUACCGGAUAAUUAUGAUCAUUCUGGCGACUACUCCUCUUUCAAAACAAUUUGUCCCCAACCUUUCUACAACAACAGAGGAGGUAAGCCCAAUCCUGAUUUCAAGUACGAUGAAGAUUGCCUUUUUUUGAAUAUUUGGAUUCCUUCAGGUGGCCCACCAUCCGGAGGGUGGCCAGUUCUGUAUUUCAUACAUGGCGGCUGGCUCCAAGUCGGUAAUCCUCUCCACUAUCGCCAGUGUGAUCCUCAAGACCUACUGGCCGAAGAAGGUCUGGAGAAAUUUAUCCUCGUCUCUCCAGGAUAUAGAUUGAACAUUUUUGGGUUUUUGUCCUGCCAAGAUCUCUUGAAAGAGGAUAGCGAGAACGCUAAUUUCGGUUUCUGGGAUCAGCGCUUGGGCCUUGAGUGGGUGCAUAAGCACAUUUCAAAAUUAGGCGGAAAUCCAGAAAAUAUAACAGUUGGAGGAGUCAGCGCAGGGUCAUACUCCACCAUUUUUCAAACCGCGUACGAAAUUUACCAUGAUGAAGUUCCCCAAAUUAUCAAAAAAGCUCUCCUUCUGUCAAACGGGCUGGCAAUUCAGCCUAAGACUGUCGAAGAAUGUGAAGAACAGUACCAAGAGGUGUUGAAGGUUUUCAAUGUUGAUCCUAGCCUCCCCAGUGCUGAAAGGAUAGAUGCACUGCGUAAUGUUCCCUUCAAAACAUUAGCUGAAAAGAUUCUUGACUUGAACCUUCACACUUUCAGAGGUGUUACCGAUAGUAAAAUGGUAUCCCCCAAUAUGUUCAAAGACAUUCUCAACGGUACAUUUGGAAAGAAGGCCAAAGCCUCAGGACUGUCGUUCAUUGUUGGAGAAGUGGUGAACGAACAUGCGGUGUAUGCAAAUACUAACCCUCCAAAGAGUACUGAAGAUUUAUUUAACCAAAUCAACAAUUAUUAUCCCAAGCCUGUUACCGAGGCCUUGCUUAAACUUUACCCCGAGCCACCCAAAGUUGAUAGCCAAGAGGAGCAUAUGGCAAAUAUCAAAUUUCUUUAUGGGAGGAUUAUCAGCGACUUACAAGUUUAUGCAUCUAGUCGAGUUCUAGUCAACAGUUUGGUAAGGGGAGGUGUCUCUUCGGACAACAUCAAUCGUUAUCAGAUAGCGUUUAGGGGGGCGUACUACGACAAAUAUGAGCCACCAGAGAUUCUUGUACCUCACGCGGGAGAUAUGGGAGUUUGGUUCUACAAUUUAGUUGACGGUAUUUCACAAAAUGAAAAACCGUUCUACCUGUCGUGGUUAGAGCCUUAUUGCAAGUGGCUAAGUGAUGGAAGCAUGAACUGGGGCUCGAGCGACCCUUUAGAAGUAAGAACUUUUAAUUCAGAUGGAUCAAUUACAGUUGAAAAAGACAAUAAUUGGGAAUGGGGCCUGACCGUGGGGGACGCAAUUGCCACUGCACUAGGUCAUUGA
Molecule: messenger RNA, 1614 nt
Organism: Lachancea dasiensis
Lineage: Eukaryota; Fungi; Ascomycota; Saccharomycetes; Saccharomycetales; Saccharomycetaceae
Source: the annotation of a GenBank genome assembly